Messenger RNA from Aspergillus candidus, 3490 nucleotides. It is a transcript of the gene phoC, whose product is annotated as putative cyclin dependent kinase inhibitor Pho81. The record is from RefSeq and is a predicted model, not a curated record. The transcript has 10 exons. The coding region runs from base 159 to 3254 and encodes 1031 amino acids. Gene Ontology annotation, molecular function: glycerophosphocholine phosphodiesterase activity; protein binding. Lineage: Eukaryota; Fungi; Ascomycota; Eurotiomycetes; Eurotiales; Aspergillaceae. Gene Ontology annotation, biological process: glycerophospholipid catabolic process.
CUGGUUGCUGAACUUUUUUUCUCCCGCCAAUUGUCUUACUCUGUCUGUUCCUUUGCGAACUCUUUCGACUGUCCAGUGCCGCGCCGCUUUUGCCUUGACGGGGUGCGACUGCUUCAAGGGCUUGGAAGAUCCUUGGAUUCCCCGCAAGGCAUAUCAAGAUGAAGUUCGGUAAACAGAUCCAGCGCAGACAGCUCGACCUUCCCGAAUAUGCCGCCAGUUUCGUCAACUAUAAAGCUUUGAAAAAGCUCAUCAAACAACUGAGUGCGACGCCCACAAUCCCCGCCCAGAGCGGUACAGCUGCUGCCCCGCAUGUACCCGAAUCGCAAGCCGCGCUUCGCGCGAACAAGGAGGUGUUCUUCUUCCGACUGGAACGAGAAAUCGAAAAAGUCAAUGCGUUCUACUUGCAGAAGGAAGCCGAGUUCUCACUGCGGUUAAAAACAUUGCUCGACAAGAAGCGCGUUAUCCAGUCGCGGACGGCGGCGAAAUCAAAGGCCCCGGCAAGCCUCGUCACCCUAUUCGAGGGAUUCCAACAGUUCGAUGGAGACUUGAAUAAGUUGCAGCAAUUCGUUGAAAUCAAUGAGACUGCCAUGUCCAAGAUCCUCAAGAAGUGGGAUAAAACUUCAAAGUCUCGCAUGAAAGAGCUGUAUCUUCACCGCGCCGUUGAAGUGCAACCGUGUUUCAAUCGAGAUGUCUUACGUGACCUCUCUGACCGGGCGACAACAGCUCGCCUAGAGCUGGAGGCUGGAGCGGAGGGCGAAAGCAUACAGUUCGAUGUGACCCGGCCAGUGGACCGAACUAUGGCUACCUCUUUCGGGCCCGACGAAGAAGACCUCGAUCUCCAGAUCCUGCAGUCGGCUACCGCGGGAAAUCUCCAGACGCUACGUGAAUGGACCGCCAAGUUGCAGUCUACCGCGGAUGCUCGGGAUCGUGCGACGCGUACUUUCCUUGCUGCGAUUAACGAAUUUUCGGAUGAGGUGCUUGCAGUGCUUGUGGAGAGCGGAUUGGUUGACUUGUUUGCCGAAGACGAUAUCAAUGAGCGCAAUUGCCUACACGAGGCCGCUAUAUCGGGGCGCAAUUUCGUAUUCCAGGCAGGGCUCAAGGCAGGUGUUGACAUCUCCAGUUCCGAUGUAUAUGGCAGGAUUCCUCUCCAUUAUGCUUGCAUGCACGGCCGGGUGGAGAUGGUCCGGGAUCUCCUGGCCGCAGGCCCUCAGACUGUGGACGUCAUGGACCACGACAACUUUACCCCACUGAUACAUAGCAUCGUCAAGAACCAACUCGCCUGUGCCGAGCAACUUCUUUGCAGUAAUGCUCGGAUCGACCCAACCUCUGAAUCAGAUCAUAUCCCACUCAACCUGGCAUGCCAACAUGGCUCACUCCCAAUCGUGCGGAUGCUCCUCGAGCGCCAUGCCAAAUUGCUCCCGGACGCCGAGGGCCUCUAUCCUCAACAUAUGGUUGCGCGUGCGUCACAGUCGCCAGAUUUGCUGAUGAUGCUGAAGCACCACGGGGCGAAUAUGAAUCAACGGGACAAGCUGUACCAAUGGACGCCGCUCUUCCAUGCCGCCAGCGAGGGGUGCGUCGAUUGUCUACGGACCCUGUUGGAGCUCGGUGUCGACGCCGACGCCGUGGAUGAGAAAGGCCUUGCUGCGAUGUAUUACGCAGCUUGGGAAGGCCAUUUGGAAUGCAUGCUCCUACUUUGGUCCAAUCGAGCUCAUUCGCAAGCCCCGCGGAAGCCGUUUGAUACGUUAAAUGGGUUGAGCCUUCAGGAGAGCCUGUCCUCGGACCCGUACUCCAAUGAUGCAGCAUCGCCUGACGAUAUGGAGACGGCCGACGGGAUCCCGGAUUUGUCUUUGCCACCUCCCAUCAUACCGCUACGGCGCUAUGGUCACAACUUCUUGGACAAGAGAGUGUUUGUCCAGAUAAUCUUCGACUCUGGCAGCGCGGGUUCGAUAUCCUUCGAUCAAGCUGGCCGGCAUCCCGCUGCCCGAUUGACCAUAUCUUCCAAACUUUCCGACUUGAUUCCGCGGACCAUCAUGCUUCCGAUUCAAGAAGACUCGCGGGUGAUUUCUUUCCAAGUGGACAACUUGGAGACCUUUGCCGUGGAUUUCGAAAUAUUUCCCACGUUCGGCUCCAAGGUGAUUGCUAAGUCUGUUGCGUUGCCGACAGUGUUCAAGGCCGAGAACUCGAGCACAGGGUCAUGUACGCUACCCCUUUUUGACCCCCGGCUCCGGUCAAUUGGUCAGCUCCAAUUCCGGUUACAGGUCAUCAAGCCGUAUCAUGGUGAGCCUUUGGAGAUCACGCAUUUUGCAACCUACUGGAAAGCGACCAGCGCCAUUGACUCUGACCAUAAUGGCCUUGUCACUGGAUCCAGUCUCUCGGGAGAUCACGUCCAGCUCUUUGUGCAGCUCACUAGGGACAUGGUUCCUGUCCUAUGCCCGCGGUUUACAAUUGAUCACCAUGGCGUUGAGAUACCCAUCUGCCAUCUGACAUACAGUCAGUUCCGGGCUAUGGGCGUCGAGAGGGGAGCAGAUAUGGCACAGCUGCUGGACUUCCUACAACAUCAUGGACUCGAUGACCUGUCGCAAACACACCGCCGACUGGCUGCUUCCUUCGUCUCCUUACGCGAUGUGUUCCAGCAUCUGCCGAUCGAACUCAACGUCAACCUUACUAUCCUCUAUCCAUCUUCCGCGGAGGAACGCGCCCUGAACAUGACUUCUCUGGCCGAUGUUAACAGUUUCGCCGACGCCAUUCUUACUGAUGUCUUCGAUCACGCCCGUGUCGCACGUGACCAAAACCCUGACUUCAUGCGCUCUAUUGUUUUCACGUCUUAUAACCCUAAUAUUUGCAUUGCUUUGAACUGGAAGCAGCCCAAUUACCCUAUCCUUCUAUGCAACGAUCUCGGUCAGAUUCGAGACCUGGCCCGUGACGUCGGCACAGUACCAGAUGUUGAUAGCAGCGGCCGAGCCUCAAUGUCUAUCAAGGAAUCGGCACGCAUAGCCCAGGGAAACAACUUCAUGGGAUUGAUAUGCCGUUCGAGCCUUUUGAAUGUUGUACCGGCCCUUGUUGAGACGAUUAAAGAGCUCGGCCUCGUACUUGUGGCUGAUACGUCGGACGAGGCCAAUCACUCGGAGUCAGAAAUGAACACAUCCUCGGGUACGAUGGGCAUGGCUGAAUGGGCUUAUCAGAUGCCUGAAGGUGUGAAUGGAAUCAUGAAAGCCAAUGGUAUCCUGCGGUUCAAUGAUACGAUUGAUAUGUAAGCCAUGCGCUUUACAUGGUCCUGGGCCCUCUUUAGGCUGCAAUGCCAUCGCCAUUGAUUGCCUAUCUAUCAAGCUAUCAUCCAUCUGUCUAUAUAUAUAUUUGAAAUGAUAACCAUCAAGCCAGCUAGUGUAUUAUUUGCAGACAUCAAGUCUCCUGUUAUCGAGUUCAUGCAACCCAUGUGAAAGAAUGGGACACUUCAGAACAUACAAACCGGGAGUUCCCAGUGCCUCUUGAA